AUGGCUCAGAAGGGUUGGCGAAUGGGAGAUGAGCAAUUCAUCCAAUCCAAUCAAGAGGCAAGCAUUCGUCGAGCCUACUACCAAUUGUCAAUGAAGUAUCAUCCGGACAAGAAUCCAAACGGUCAGGCGAAAUUUCAGGCUAUCAAGGCAGCCUACAACUUCCUCUGUGAGCGUGGACUUCAUUCCGAUGGACCAAAUCGUCGACACAUUCAGCUUCUCAUUCGAGCUCAAAGCAUCCUCUACUCACGAUAUCGAAAAGGUUAG
Hydatigera taeniaeformis is the source of this 264-nucleotide messenger RNA. The record is from the annotation of a GenBank genome assembly. NCBI's taxonomy places the organism in Eukaryota, Metazoa, Platyhelminthes, Cestoda, Cyclophyllidea, Taeniidae.